AGAAGAGUCACGCCUUGCCGGCAACUUCAGUCAUGCAGUCAUUGGAAGGUGCAGCAAGAUUAUCCACAUGCAAGACGUUGAAGAGUUCCUCAAUAAGGGGGGAUUUAAGGAGUUCAAACUUAGAAGACUGAAAUCACAAGAGAUUCUCUUCAUUUUCAAAAGGAAGGAAGAUUACCUAAGAUGGUUUCACCGGCGCAAAUGGAACAUAAAAUCCUCAACAAUCACCCUUUGCAAAUGGUCUGUUGACUACUCACCCUUCAAAGACUGUCCAGUUAUUCCAGUAUGGGUAGAAAUCAAAAACAUUCCUUUACAUCUUAGUGAUCAAAUUCCUCUAUACUCCAUAGCUUCAGCACUGGGAAAACCACUGAAACUGGGCAGGAAAACAGCCAUGGGAAUCUAUCCGGGCAGUGCUAAAGUCUGUGUAGAAAUGGAUGUCUCCAUUUCCAAACCUCCUAAGAUUCAUCUUAGACAUGGCACAAGAGACCUAUGGCUACCUUGCUCAUAUGAAGAUCAUCCCCCUUUCUGUUCAAAAUGCCUAAGGUUUGGUCACCAGCUUUUCCAUUGCCGGAAACUCUCAUCUCAUGCAGAAUUGUUGGGGCCCUCAGGAGCGGGAGGUUCAAAGCAAGUAUGGAAAAUGGUCAUGCGGAAGGUUCCAAAACCCAGUGAUGAUUUGAGGCUUAAGGCCCCCACCCCUGGUAAGCAUCUCCAAAACCCAGUCCUUUUCAAUCCUCCACAAAUACCUCAAUCCAAAUCAUCUUCUGGCACUGAACAACCCACUACCUCCUUGGAUAUGGAGGUCCUGUUAUUGCACAGGAAACCCCCAUCACUCCUCUUGAGGUGGACAUCUCACUUUGCUCCAAAGUCUCAAUGCCUUUACAAAGGCCUGAACAUUUUGCUGGCUAUGCCACAAGGAGCAAAACAAGAAAGGAUGUACCUCCCAACCCCCCUUCAUGAAGCUUCUGUUUUGGAAUGCCUGUUGGAGGAACUUUCUUUUCAAACAGAAACUGAAUACGAGGCUAAUCCAACCCAAGAGAAUAGGGAAAGAAUGCAGAAAGCCAAUGCUGAGCUCAUCCUUGCAACCAAGUUGGAGGUACAAUACUGGAAACAGAAGGCAAACAUCAGAUGGGGAGACAAUAGAAAUCUGCUCAAACUCAAGGUCACUCUAGAUAUAUACCUCAAGGCUACUGGGCAAGAGAUCAACCUUAACAAGAGCAGAUUCUACACAUCAAAGCACACAACCAGCUCCCAAAAUCAACACAUGGAGAAGGCUCUAGGAAUUAAAAGAGGGAACCUACCUUUUACCUAUCUCGGAGCUCCUAUCUGUAAAGGGAUACUGAGAAAAGAGCGCUGCAAAGAUAUCUUGGGACAUUUUGAAAAACUUAUUCACUCAUGGUAAAGCAAGACUCUGAACCAGAUGGGUAGACUUAUACUAAUAAAACAUGUUUUCUCUUCAAUCCCAUUACAUACCCUUGCUGUCCACACCAUUCCCAAAUCAAACAUUCACACCCUCAACAGAUACAUGGCCAACUUUUUGUGGGGACAAAAGGAAGGAUCCCAUAAACACCACUGGGUUAGAUGGGCACAAAUAACAAAACCUGAGGUAGAGGGAGGGCUGGGGAUCAAAAGCUUAAAGGACCUACAACAAGCAUACACUCUUAAACUUUGGUGGAAGGCAAGAAAUGACAUUGGGAUAU
Messenger RNA from Cuscuta campestris, 1694 nucleotides. The record is from the annotation of a GenBank genome assembly. Lineage: Eukaryota; Viridiplantae; Streptophyta; Magnoliopsida; Solanales; Convolvulaceae.